This is a messenger RNA of Alternaria novae-zelandiae, 789 nucleotides long. RefSeq lists its product as uncharacterized. NCBI's taxonomy places the organism in Eukaryota, Fungi, Ascomycota, Dothideomycetes, Pleosporales, Pleosporaceae. The coding region runs from base 1 to 789 and encodes 262 amino acids. The transcript is spliced from 3 exons. The record is from RefSeq and is a predicted model, not a curated record.
AUGAUCCGGUUCCGCAAAGCCAAGGACAAGAACAAAAGCGAGAUGCGAGAUCUUGAAGAGGAUCUGUGGAAGUUCUUGCAGCAGGAUCACCUUCGCAAAUACGAAUUGCAGGUGGGCCAGCUUUAUGAUGACUGGAACGAUUUCAUCGACACUCAAUCCGCCACCGAGGAGUUGCAAGAGGAGUCGGUUGACAUGCCAAUCGAGGGCAAUCCUGCUGAGCCCGAAGCCAUAAUGGAAGCCAUAGAUAACGUGGAUGGCAACGCCAAAGCUCAGGCUGAUGCCGAUGCUCUCUUCAAGGCCCAACAAAAGCUCGAACGGACCAAAGAGGAGCUUGCAUGGACUCAAGGUGAGCUUACAAGGACCAGAGGGGAGCUGGCCAAGCUUCAACAUGAGAAACUCGAGACAGAGAAGAAGAGCACUGAACCCAAGUUACUCCCAUCUGACAGGCCCGCCCAACACGCCUCAUCAGCAGCAUCGCAGGCUGAAGAUCGGACCACGAGACCUGAAGAGCAAGGCUCGACGACAGCUAGCCAGAUCAUCGGCUUGAGGACAGCGAUUUCUCAGUUUCCAGAGCUUCUCGGUCAAACAGAGAAGUCGAGCGGCUCGCAGAGUAUCGUCUUCGAACCGCUAGCUCACCUGAUGCCACGUCAGGUCUUGACGGAGAGUCAGAAGCAAGGCGACUCGAUCGACCACGCCUACAAUUUCGCCAAAGCUCUAGGCUUGCAGGUGCCCACUCACGAGAGCUCACAGGUAACGUAUCUGCAUCCCGUAGGGCUUCAGAAGGCUUAA